Molecule: messenger RNA, 246 nt
Organism: Plenodomus lingam JN3
Lineage: Eukaryota; Fungi; Ascomycota; Dothideomycetes; Pleosporales; Leptosphaeriaceae
Source: RefSeq, a predicted model, not a curated record
AUGAAAUACCCCACCACCUGCGUCAAGGCGACUCUAUUUCGAGAGUGCCCAGACAUCCUUUUGCGCGAAAUUGCAAGUCUAAGGGGGAUGUGGCGCACGGCCCAGCACGGCAAGCCCUGUGAGGUAGCCACUUGGCGGGUGCUUAUUCCGGCUACGAUUACGAGCCCCCCUCAAGACUUUGCCGCUGCUAGCGAGUGCGGCAAGAGGUCGAUUGUUGAAGCACGAGAUCCCUCGAGAGGCACAUAG